AAGGUUGGGUAAUGGAGAGGAAAUUUUCGGUGUGCGAGGGGGAAUUUUCCGAGUACGAAGCGUCAAACGUUCACAUACACGGAGACAAACUCAGGGACUGGGUGGUGGUGUAUGUAGUGCAAGGCGAACCAGUGGCCACAAACUUUUGGUCCACAGAUUCGGACAGCGAUGGGAAGGACGGCUCCACUCUUCAGGAGAAGCGACAGGCUCGUCUUACUCAACCAGACAACACCAUUGCCUACAGAGUGGGCGACAGAGAUACCCUAACAUCAGUGGCAGCCCGGUUCGAUACGACCCCAUCAGAAUUGAGUAAACUCAAUAGGCUUGGUAGCACAUUCAUUUAUCCGGGACAACAACUCUGGGUACCUACUAAGGGCGAGGCUCGUCUCGGUCUUGAUGAACUUGGCUUGGACACACCAAGCCCUGACCCAUGCCAUGAUCAUGAUUCUCACGAUGAUUUACCACCUGAAGAGAAAGAGCUAUUGGACAAUUUACGACCUGUUUCGCCGAAACCAGGUCACUCGGAGCGAAUUAAAACGCCACUCGACAGUCGCACUGGGGAUGGGGAUGAAGCGGUAUAUAGAGAGAGAUUCUUGAAGAUAAAUGUUCGUCAUAUCACAGACGGACAGGGAGUUGUCGGUGGUGUUCUCCUGGUAACACCAAAUGCAGUAAUGUUUGAUCCAAACGUAUCGGAUCCUCUGGUAAUUGAACACGGGGCUGAAUCAUACGGUGUUAUAGCACCGAUGGAAUUUGUUGUAAAUGCAGCAAUAUACUAUGAUAUUGCUCACAUGAGGGUCAGCCACACAGAGGCUCUUGGUACUGAUAAAAAGCCAGAAAUUUACUACAUGGAAAAACCUACCAAGGGUGGAAAAUGCAUGUCACCUGGCAAGGAUGAGAAUUUUUCCGAAUUCACGACUGAUGAUAAUGAGAGUGUCUGCAGCUGCGCUGAGCGUGAGGGCGAUGCAUUUCCAAAGGCCUUUGAAAGGGAUCUCGUUACACCCACCAACCUCCACACCGAUGAUGGGCCUGCUUACAAGGAAAAUGAACGCAAGGAAGAGGAAAAGGAGAAGGAGAAAAAGAAGGAGGCGGUGAGUGGUGAGCUGAGCGCCCAGUCGAUGAGGAGCCUGGAGGAACGCAGGCGUUCUCUUCUCGAUCAUCACUGGGCUGUACCCAGCAAAGACAGAAACUCCAUGUCUGUCGAUGACGAACAACAGGACUCGAUCAAUUCAGACAAGUCGCAAGCCGAGUCGUCAAAACCAAAUGCCAUACCUGAGGAUGAGGAGGGAUAUCUAGUCAAACAGUCGUGCUACGAUUCUGGUAUCGACAUACGUGAACCUAUUCCUCCUAUUCCUGUAGUGCAACCUAUCCCGUCGAAAAAAAUAUAUUCCGACGCGGAAAUAGUUUUAUCGUCAGAUUGGGUACCACCGAUAACCAUUGCACCGAGUAACGUUACGAGUACCACUACCCUGGAUACCGGUCUGUCUGUCAAUGGGAGGAAGAAGGCUAGCUCUGUAUCCUUCAGUCUCGAUAGUAAUGCUGAAGAGCCUGACAAGGAUGAGGAGCAUAAACCCGAGGACGAUAAGCAGGAGACGCGCAAAAACAAGAUGUUGAAGAGGCUGUCCUAUCCUCUGUCCUGGAUGGAAGGUCUCACCGGUGAUAAAGAUGAUGAGGCUAAAUCAGUACCUGAUAAAGUAGCAAGUCUCCCCAACAGUGCAGACAGUCAUCACUCGUCAGUAUUCAGUAAAGUCUUUUCGAGCUCGCCGAUCAACCUGGUGAGUGACUUUAGCUCGGGGCUGUUUGCUAAAACGCCAAGUGAAGAGAGCAGCGGAGGCGGUAGAUCUGGUAGUACACCACCUCUUACCGCCUCCUCGCUCUCCCAGGACCACAGCUAUCAAUUUUCACCAGGGCCCACUAGUCUCUUGGGACGCUCAUCUGUGGGUACGUUUAUUCGUCAGCAGCCCUUGACCUCCUCGGGCAGCAGCAGUGUCGAUAGCGCACGUGGAAACAAAAUAUCAACACAACCACCGAGGGUGGAUUACCGCAGUGUCGUGUCUGUCGAUGAUAAACCCGAGCUUUUCGUCAGUUUUGACAAAUUGAUCCCAAGACCGGCGAGGAGCUGCGAGGAUCCACCACUGUACCUUAGGCUGCGCACUGGUAGACUAAAGGGCAAGAAGAUUCCUCAGUCCACCCCAAUCAUGAGUUAUGGCAAAAAGAAACUGCGACCCGAGUAUUGGUUCAGUGUUCCUCGAAACAGGGUGGACGACCUGUUCAGAUUCAUUCACUCGUGGGUGCCAGCGUUGUAUGGUGAACUUGAUGAAAAUUACUGGAUCGAGCGUGGUUAUAUCCUCUCAGAUACCGACACAGACCUAUCGCCGGAAGCCUCCCCCCAGGAAGGGGGAGAACCCGGUGAAUUCAUCGAGGAGAGCAAAACCGGUGAUGAGAUUAGUGAACUCACGCGAGAAUCGUGGGAGCGACUCAAGGCGCCGUACGUAAAGUUAUGCAGCAUGCUGGUCUCGAGUACGUCGGCAGACUCAGAGCAGCCCCAGGACUCCCAGGUGUUGUCCAUGAGUGAAGAGCUCCGGAGAGCCUUGUACGCCAACAGUGCAAUAUCUCUUGACAUUGACAUUAUUGUACCUGAUUUAGUUGGUGCAACUGAGAUACUCAAGGAUGAGCACAGAGAGAAUCUGUGCAGACAUUUGCCUGCCAGGGCUGAAGGGUACCUAUGGACACUCGUUUUUAGUACUAGUCAGCAUGGUUUCAGUCUCAACAGUAUGUACCGAAAAAUGGCCAAAGUUGAGAGCCCCAUACUUCUAGUCAUUGAGGAUACUGAGGGAAACGUUUUUGGUGCGCUCACCUCAUGCUCUCUCCACGUGAGUGAUCAUUUCUAUGGAACAGGUGAAUCUCUCCUCUUCAGGUUCACUCCGAGGUUCCAAGCGUUCAACUGGACCGGGGACAAUGUCUAUUUCAUCAAAGGAAACAAUGAGAGCCUAGCUAUAGGGGCCGGAGAUGGGAAAUUCGGAUUGUGGUUGGACGGUGAUUUGUACCAAGGGCGAACUCAAAGCUGCAGUACAUAUGGUAACGAGCCUUUGGCCCCGCACGAGGACUUUGUCGUAAAAACCCUCGAGUGUUGGGCAUUCAUAUAGGAUUCGGCCACCUGCUGUCCCACCAUCCCAACACUGGAGCCUAAUUUGACCUGAGCUCGGGAUUUGUAGUGGAAGACAAAUCCAAGUAUCAGGAGAGAUCAGACUUAAUCACCAUUUUACAAACAUUCAAGAUGGAGAUUUAUGUAACGAGAGAGAGAGAGAGAGAGAAAGAGAGAAGAGAGAAGAGAGAAAAGAGAGAAAUUAUAUCUAUAUCACUAACCACAAAGAUACAGAACACAGCUGAUUCUCCAGUGGAGUGGAGUCGAUGGAGUUAAUUCAUCAUGAAAUCAUGGAAUGAAAUUCGAUAAUCGAGAGUUUCGUAUUUUUGAGAGAGAUUUGGAGACAGAUUAAUGAAUGACGACGAAUAGUUGAGUUGCUUGAAUGUCUACUGAUGGAUAGACUUAUCGUAAAGUUUUUUAUUUAUAUUUAUUUCUUAUUUUGUAUUGUUUGAUGUUAGUUGUACCCGCCGAUAGAUCAACGAUUAUUUCUUCUAAAGCUGCAAAUAAAACGAGUUUUGCGGAAUUUCCAGACGUUUAUUUAAUCAAGUGAGUUUGAAGGAGGAGAAAUAUAUUUUUCUGACACGUUGAUGGAUCGAUGAGGAGAUGAGAGUAACUUACCUCAACCGAGAGAAGGAGAUGCUACCAAAAACAAUGCUAACUAACUGUUUGUUGUUGUGUAGAUAGUGUAGAUAUUAAAUGUACAUAUAUAUACUACACUGCAGUGGUUAGAUGAUUGAUUAACGCUACAAAAACCGCAAAUAUAUAUAUUAUAUAAAGAGAAUACAAACAUCAAUAUAUUCGAUUGUAUCGUGUAUACAUAAAUAUAUAGAAAUUAUACAGUGGGAGGACUCAACUGAGGCCUUGCCCAUGAUAUUUACGAUCUGAGAUAGUCUGUAGUCAUGUGUGAUUACCGAGGGAAUCAUUUUUUUUUUUUUGGCGAUAAUAUUAUUAUAAUUCAAGUCUAGUGUUACAACGAACGCAAGUGUUUUAUUUCCACGACCUUUGGAUUAAUCAUCAGUUUUUUUUUUCUUUUCUGCCAAGUGGAUAUCGUAGUCGAGGGAGUUUUAGUAUAAUGUACUCAUUAUUUUCACUCGAUUAAUGAAUUUAAAAUAUAAAUAAUGGGAAGGAAAUUGGAGAAGAGAAAGCCAUCAUUAAUCAUUGUUCACAGAGUGGCGAGGCCGUCGAGUCUUAUUCAUUGGGUGAUGGGGCUUCAACGAAUCGACAAUUAUCGAAGGGUAUUAAAGAGGGGUGUCUAUCGAAAUGACAGUGCCGGAAAAAAAUGUUGAGUAGUAUCUAGCGAGAGGGAUUGUUAUAGUGACAACCUGACAACCUCGCACAUCAUACAAGUCCAGUGAUUUACUUUCAUAAAUUUCUUUUCCCAUUCGAUUUUUUUUUGUUAAAUUUUUUCCCACGUGGAGGUGCGACCAUUCAUAAAAUAAAUUAUCUCAAGCAUUUCGCCGUGAUAAAAAAGUUUUUAUAGAUGUCAGCUUGCUAGACGUAGUUAUUCGAGAGAUUCAACCUCACAGAAGCUUGUUGAUGAUUUUAAAAAUGCUAUGUUUAACGGGGAAAAAAAUAAUAAAAAUGAAAAAAAGCAACUAACGAAAAAAUCUGAGAUGUAUUGUUUGUGAUAUAAAGAAGACAACAUUGCUCCCAGAUUGCCUUUUUCUAAAUCAUGAAAUUGUCUAUUGGGGGUAAAAGUAAUUAGAUGAGUGCAUAGAUGUCAGAUGAUUUUGGGAGAUUAUAUCCAGCAUUGUACAGAUAUUGAGGAGAAAAUAAAAAUAUCCUUCUGCCUAUGACCACAGGUAGGAGUAGAAUCUAAAUUCGGGUUGGAGGCGGAAAAAAAAAAAAAAAAAAAUCUGGA
Molecule: messenger RNA, 5003 nt
Organism: Fopius arisanus
Lineage: Eukaryota; Metazoa; Arthropoda; Insecta; Hymenoptera; Braconidae
Gene: mtd
Product: oxidation resistance protein 1
Exons: 14
Coding region: 12-3143 (1043 amino acids)
Biological process (GO): response to oxidative stress
Cellular component (GO): nucleus
Source: RefSeq, a predicted model, not a curated record